Corylus avellana is the source of this 345-nucleotide messenger RNA. Lineage: Eukaryota; Viridiplantae; Streptophyta; Magnoliopsida; Fagales; Betulaceae. The record is from RefSeq and is a predicted model, not a curated record.
AUGGCGAGACAGAAACACUACGCGGGUUGGAAUGUUCUGAGGAUGCGUGUGACGGCUGAAGUGACGCAGUUCGUCGAUGACGAUUUUGUUUUGGGGUUGGCCGUCGACGACCGGGUUUGUGGGUUGGUUCCGGCAAGUGAGUCGUCGAUUGAAGCGUUGGAGAAGGUGGAGAUUGAACAAGGAACAGGGGAGACGUGUAGCAUCUGUUUGGAAGAGCUCAUCGGUGGCGCGGCAGCCGCUCGCAUGCCAUGUAUGCACCUGUUUGAUCAAAACUGCAUCGUGAAUUGGCUGCACAGGAAUAAUUUUUGCCCGCUCUGUCGAUUCAAGUUGCCUGCCCGUGAAUGA